Messenger RNA from Brenthis ino (lesser marbled fritillary), 423 nucleotides. The record is from the annotation of a GenBank genome assembly. NCBI's taxonomy places the organism in Eukaryota, Metazoa, Arthropoda, Insecta, Lepidoptera, Nymphalidae.
AUGAUACGUUGUGUGUUAUCUUUAGAUUUGAAACCAAAAAGAAGGAAAAUAAAACCUGUUGUCUACACCAGAAAUUUACCAACGUUAUCAAAAGAUGAUGCUAGUUAUUGGGAAAACAAAUUUAUGAAAGCUGUUACUGCGUCUACCGUAGUUCAAAAUCAAUAUGAUAAAUUAGAAAUAGAAUUACAAGAGCUUAUGAAGCAGUUGCCACGUGAAAAGAAACAGCCAAUUAACUAUAUCAACGAGGAAACAAAAGACCUUAUGAAAACAUUCCUGCCCUACUUACAAGUUACGUCUGAUAGGUUACUCUUCUAUCCAUCAAGAAUAGGCAUGUUGGUACGCACAGGCCAUAAUGCUAGCGACUGCGGAGAUAAAUAUGACGUAUUAUUAUGUUUUCUGAAUGGGGUCGGCGGGGGUUUGAGA